Eruca vesicaria subsp. sativa (arugula) is the source of this 1193-nucleotide messenger RNA. The record is from the annotation of a GenBank genome assembly. Lineage: Eukaryota; Viridiplantae; Streptophyta; Magnoliopsida; Brassicales; Brassicaceae.
CUUUAGGGCACAAAGAGAGACGCACAUCUUCAACAACAACAAAAAAAAAAAAAGUAAGCAAGCAAAAUUUGGCGGCUAAAUCAAUCGCUUCUACUGGUGUACAGUUUGAGAAUUCGGGUUUCUAGGUCGUUGGAUGAAGCUGGAUUUCAAAAUCUGGGUUUAGUUGAAAAAGAUGGGGUCAGAAUCAGAUCAAUGUUCUUCCAGAUUGAACACUCUCGGGAUCAAAUCUCUAAUUUACCAGAAACUCGGGCAUUCAAGAGCAAACACUUACUUCGACCACCUCGGACAAUUCCUCACCUCGAGGAUAAGCAAGUCCGAGUACGAUAAGCUUUGCAUCAAGACCAUCGGUAGACAACAUGUCCCUCUUCACAAUCGUCUCCUACGUUCCAUUCUCAAGAAUGCAACUAUCGCGAAAUCUCCUCCACCUAGAUACCUCAAGAGAUCUGCACUUCCUCCAUCCCCACGAAAAUGCAGGUCCAGGAACUUUAGAGACCGGCCGAGUCCUCUUGGUCCACUUGGGAAGCCCCAAAGCAUCACUACAACGAAUGAUGAGUCAAUGUCGAAGCUUCUGAAACUUCCUAUGGAAGUUGCUUUUGUUGAAGAAGGAGAAGAGGUUGAACAAAGCAUACAGAGUAGAAGCCCCUUAACCAUGCCACUCGGUGUUUCGUUAACAGGAGCUAGAAUGUCUAUUUGCAGAAACGGUGAGACUUGUCAGAACAGUGGCGAGUUACCUGAUACAAUGACGUUGAAGGGUGUGUUAGAGAGGAGACUUGAGAAGGAAGGGAUAAACUUAUCGAUGGACUCUGCUAAAGUUUUGAAUAGUGGGUUGGAUGCGUUUAUUACAAGGCUGAUAAAGCCUUGUUUGAGUUUGGUCCAACGGCAGCAAGUGUCGAUGAUGGAUCUUCGUGCUGCUAUGGAGUUGAAUCCACGUGUUCUUGGAGAGGAUUGGCCUGUACAUCUAGAGAAAAUCUGUUCUCGUGUGUCGUCGGAGUAGUAAAGUUGUCAAGACACCGUUAUAUAGCGAUUUUGGACAUCUGAAACUGUUAAUCAUAUUUGAUUGAUCUAUUCUUUUCCUGAAAUUUGGAUAAAUUGCCAUUAGAAUGUUCUUGAGGAAGCUUUGAAGGGGAAACAAAGAGGCUUCAGGUUGUACAAGUUGUGAUAGUUAAGUAUAAUAUAUAUAUAGUUUAAACACC